CUAGUUUUGCAGCGCAACCCUUUUACUACUCUAAUUUUACAAAAUGUUCCCAUUCUUUUUACCUACUUUUACUCCCGUUACCAUCUUCUUCUUCCGCGAAUCUCUGAAAUGGAAUUCUUAACUGCCGACGGCCGGUUACCGGACGGCGUCGUUUCUCUGCCAGAUCAUUUCUCCCCUUUCCCCGAACCCACGGUUGAGCUCUUCGUCAAUGCAACGACUUCUACCCCAAUUUUUGCUCCCUGCAAAAGGCGCCGUUCCGUGCGGUCCAGACCCGGCCGCAACACAACGAUUUUCCCGGACAAAAUCUGUGCUGAUGAAGACGCUCGGCUUAGCUAUAAUGCCGGAGAUUUAGGGCUUAUUGUUCAGACGCCAAUCAACGAAGGGGAGAAAACAAGUGAACGUCCAGCCGUUGUGAUGCCAGGAAGUGGCAUAGGCUAUUCGGAUACAGAUAUUCCUAUAGAGAUGCAAUUAAAGUCUGAGAUCGAUGCUCAAUUUACGAAUAUCAUAUCGCAAGCGCGAGUUAUGGAGGCCGAGUUAAGCUUUUCUUCCGAUGGCAAUGACUCAUCUGUGGUAGAAAAAGAAACUUUCAGCAGAAGAGGAGAGAGCACCAGACAGAAGUUUGCUUUGUUUGUAGAGGACAUGGUGAUGAAAGUGAUGAACAGGCAGGAUCAAAUGCAUGCACAAUUGAUAGAAGUGAUGGAGAAAAAAGAACAAGAGAGAAUCCAGAGGGAAGAAUAUUGGAGGAAGCAAGAAAUCGAAAGAGCAAAGAAGAUGACCGAAUUAAGGUCUCAAGAAAUCUCAAGAAGCCUGACCCUACUUUCAUUCCUUAAGAAUCUGUUGGGCGAAGAGAUUCAAGUUCCAUCAUCUCAAUUAGCAUUCACAGAAAAAGAUGAACUUCUUCAUGGUCAAGAAACACAGCAAGAUCCAAGCAAUAGGAGAUGGCCAAAAUCAGAAGUGCAGGCCCUGAUAACAGUUAGGUUAUCCUUGGAUGACAAGUUUAAGAAUGGGCCUAAGGGAUCCAUAUGGGAAGAGGUAACAGCUCGAAUGGCCACCAUGGGUUACCCACGGACUCCAAGCAAGUGCAAAGAGAAAUGGAAAAAUAUAAACAAGUACUAUAAGAGGAUGACCAAGACCGAGGGGAAUAGCCCAAAGCCUUACAAAUCAUGCUCAUAUUUCCGUGAACUGGACAUACUUUAUAGUAAAGGACCCAACCCACCAGCAUCUCAAAAUGACAUUGACGAUGUUAAAGAGAUCACACUAGAAUGUGUAAUGGAUACUGGGUAGCUUUCACAUGCUCUCUUUGCUCAUCCUAUCAAUGCCAAUUAAGCUUAAAUUUGAGUUAUGUGGGCCAUUUUAGCUUUGUUUAAUGUAGAGCAGCACAUUAUGUUUUUAAAACUGCCUGGUAGUGCUUUGCUGAUCCUGUCAAUGCUAAUUAAGGUCAAAUUUGAGUUAUGUGGGCCAUAUUAGCUUGUUUGAUGUAGUGCAGCCCAUUGUGUUUUAAAUCUGUUUGAUAGUGCUUUGUCUAACUAAUUAGUUGUCAGGAUGAGGUGGUUUAUCUGGAUGAGGGAGUCCAAAUCCAAUGUUCCAAAUGCUUUGUUGAUGAUGUAAAAAUAUCAGAUUCUCUUACCCCUGGCUUUUUGCGAUCCUGCUGAAUUUAUUUUGCAAGUGGUUUCUAAGAUUUAUUUUCAUUCGUAAA
Cuscuta europaea is the source of this 1696-nucleotide messenger RNA. The record is from the annotation of a GenBank genome assembly. NCBI's taxonomy places the organism in Eukaryota, Viridiplantae, Streptophyta, Magnoliopsida, Solanales, Convolvulaceae.